AUGAUGGCCGGCGACGUCCUCCGCGAAAACAAAGAAUGGCUCAACGUCGCAAGCAACUACGCCGUGAACGUGGGAGUCACCAUUCUCCUACUACGUCCGGUCCCCAAAUACCUCCGUCCCAUCGUGGCGCCCUUCUUCCCCAGUGUCCGGACGAUGAAGAAACAGUUGCGCUUUGCGAAAGACCUCUUUAUUCCGAUGAUCCACGAGCGCAGACUGGCAGAGCAGGCUAAAGACCCUAAUUAUAUCAAACCAGAUGACUUCUUGCAGUGGAUGAUGGAUCUGGGCAGCGAGAGGGAUGAGGACCUCGAACCGGAUACUUUAGCGCAUCACAUGCUGCUCUUGGUGACACUGGCUGUUACUCACACAAGUACGAUGGCACUGUGCCACUGUCUCUUUGAUUUAGUUACUAAACCCGAGUACAUUGAGCCGCUGAGGGAUGAAAUGAGCCGGACUCUACCUGAUGGUUGGUAUAAUGCGACCCAGGAAGCGCUUAAGGAGCAGUCCCGUCUUGACAGCUUCUUGCGCGAGUCCCAGCGCUUCGCUCCGCCAGGUGAAUUGAACUUCCACCGCAUCGUCAAAGAAGCCAUCACGCUCCACGAUGGACUCGUUCUUCCAGCAGAAACACACAUAUGUUUCGCUGCCGGUCCGAUUAGCAAAGAUGCUGCCUUCAUCAAAGACCCAAAUGCCUUCGACGGCUUUCGCUGGUGUCACAACCCUCGGGACCGCUUUGCCCUGACUCCUGAGCUGGCAAAACUCGACGCUAUGCUGAAUGAUGUUGAGAAACACGCGUCUUCCGCCUAUUUCGUUUCCAUCACCAGCACUAAUAUGCAUUUCGGCUUCGGGAUCCAGGCGUGUCCCGGUCGGUUCUUCGCGGCGAAUACUUUGAAGGCGAUCUUGAGUCGCAUAAUCCUUGACUAUGAGUUUAAGUUUGUCAAGGAUCUGAAGGGGAAGAGACCUGGUAAUCUUGUAGUUGGAGAGCAUAUUCUUCCGAACAUGAGUACUGAGAUGCUGUUUCGGAAAAGGCCUAUUGAGCUUUGA
Molecule: messenger RNA, 1038 nt
Organism: Penicillium digitatum Pd1
Lineage: Eukaryota; Fungi; Ascomycota; Eurotiomycetes; Eurotiales; Aspergillaceae
Product: cytochrome P450
Molecular function (GO): iron ion binding; oxidoreductase activity, acting on paired donors, with incorporation or reduction of molecular oxygen; heme binding
Source: RefSeq, a predicted model, not a curated record